AUGUAUGACCAUUGGUUGAAACCCAAGCCAAGAGACCCAAAUGACCGCUUCAAGACCAUUGAGGAACACAUGUUUGAAGAUAUGAAUCGACAAGUGAUUUGUUAUGCUUGUAAAGGGCCUCACUAUAGGUACAAACACCAUAGGGACGAAAUUGAUCAAGAGUACAACCACUAUGAGAAUGAGGAGUACAUGAUGCAACCAUAUGAGGAGGAAAACAUGGAAGACAUGAAGAACAUGAUAUUGGCAAGGAUAGAAGAAUUAGAGCAAGAAAUGACCAAUAUUAGGGAAGGGUGGAAGCAAGAAUAUGAGAAUGUUGAGGAAAAGGAGAGUGAUGGUGAUGAGGAGAUAGUGUGGGAAGAGGAAAAGCCAUGUGGUGACACUAUUGAGCUUGCAUAUGGUAAGACACUUGACCCUAUUAGUAUGAUAAUGAUGUUCUUGAGUCUUACUUUUGAUGAUGAAUCUUUGUCAAAUGAGCUUACUAAUGAUUUGCAUGAGAUAUGUGGUGAUGAUGAUGUCGAUAUUGAGGCUAGCUUGUGUGAUUUAAAUGAUAUUGAAUGUGUGACUUUCCAUGAUAAUUGUCUUGAUGAUGCUUUAUAUAUUCAUGAUUUGAUCGGUAAAGAUCGGAGUGAAGGGGUUAAAAAUGAGAAUGUAAAAGAAGAGGUUGAAGAAAAGGAAGAGAUAAGAAAUGAGAGUGUUAGGGAGGAAGUUGAGGAGAAAAAAGAGUGGAUGAGGCAAAAGGACUUGUCCCCGUCCAAGACAUAUGGAUCUUCACAAGAAGAAUACCAACCAAGAAGGCAACCAUCAAGACCUCAAUAUGAUGAUAGAGAAUAUGGUGAUUACCACUACUCUAGAAGAGCCCCACCACUACCUCAAAGCUACGAUUCAAAAUCUUACCAAUCUACCCAUUAUGACGAGGAUGAUGACUACCCUCAACAAAGAGGAUUCUCUAAUUCUCAAUCCUACGACUCUUACCCAUCCCAAGCCUACUCUCCACAAUCUUACACUCAAAACACACCUCCACCCAAAAAGAAAUCUAUUAUCGAGCACAUGUAUGACCAUUGGUUGAAACCCAAGCCAAGAGACCCAAAUGACCGCUUCAAGACCAUUGAGGAACACAUGUUUGAAGAUAUGAAUCGACAAGUGAUUUGUUAUGCUUGUAAAGGGCCUCACUAUAGGUACAAACACCAUAGGGACGAAAUUGAUCAAGAGUACAACCACUAUGAGAAUGAGGAGUACAUGAUGCAACCAUAUGAGGAGGAAAACAUGGAAGACAUGAAGAACAUGAUAUUGGCAAGGAUAGAAGAAUUAGAGCAAGAAAUGACCAAUAUUAGGGAAGGGUGGAAGCAAGAAUAUGAGAAUGUUGAGGAAAAGGAGAGUGAUGGUGAUGAGGAGAUAGUGUGGGAAGAGGAAAAGCCAUGUGGUGACACUAUUGAGCUUGCAUAUGGUAAGACACUUGACCCUAUUAGUAUGAUAAUGAUGUUCUUGAGUCUUACUUUUGAUGAUGAAUCUUUGUCAAAUGAGCUUACUAAUGAUUUGCAUGAGAUAUGUGGUGAUGAUGAUGUCGAUAUUGAGGCUAGCUUGUGUGAUUUAAAUGAUAUUGAAUGUGUGACUUUCCAUGAUAAUUGUCUUGAUGAUGCUUUAUAUAUUCAUGAUUUGAUCGGUAAAGAUCGGAGUGAAGGGGUUAAAAAUGAGAAUGUAAAAGAAGAGGUUGAAGAAAAGGAAGAGAUAAGAAAUGAGAGUGUUAGGGAGGAAGUUGAGGAGAAAUGUGGAAACCCGGGGUUGUUUGGUAUUAUAGUGUAUGAUGUUAAAAGUCUUUCAUAA
This is a messenger RNA of Ipomoea triloba (trilobed morning glory), 1821 nucleotides long. RefSeq lists its product as uncharacterized. Lineage: Eukaryota; Viridiplantae; Streptophyta; Magnoliopsida; Solanales; Convolvulaceae. The coding region runs from base 1 to 1821 and encodes 606 amino acids. The transcript has 8 exons. The record is from RefSeq and is a predicted model, not a curated record.